This is a messenger RNA of Colletotrichum fioriniae, 321 nucleotides long. NCBI's taxonomy places the organism in Eukaryota, Fungi, Ascomycota, Sordariomycetes, Glomerellales, Glomerellaceae. The record is from RefSeq and is a predicted model, not a curated record.
AUGUUCUGGCUCAAGUUUGGGCUCGGUAGACACGAAGUGGUUGUCCACGAGGAAGAUCCCAUGAACAUUACUCGAUUCUACCAGACGAUCUUUGCCAACGAAAUCAUGUAUCCAAUGGGACUCGCAAGCGCACGGCUAUCACUAGUGAUAUUAUAUCACCGCAUCUUUGGACUCUUCAGUGCAAGAUACUAUUUGUACGGUCUCAUGUUCUUCAUCGGAGCAUGGGCAAUCUACGCAGAGUUCCAGUCUGAGAAGGGUCCACAUCUGUCUCACAAGGAAUUUGAUAUAAACAUAUGCUACAUGGAACAUGGCAAGGUGUGA